AUGGAUGAUCUGCAGAGACUUAUAAAAGAAAUUAAAACAGAUUUUAGUACAAAAUUAAUUUCAAUAGAAUCACAGUUUUCUCAAUUAGAAGAAAGAAUGACCUCAAAAAUCAAUUCAAAUAUAAAUGAAAAAUUCCAGGAACUGAGCAACAAAUACGAUAAUUUACAAACACAGGUUUUAGAUCAAGAAAAAAGAAUAUUCGCACUCGAAAAAGCAAACAAACAAAGAAAUUUAGUAUUUUUUGGAGUUGAAGAGGGAGAAUUAACAUACUUUGAGUUACAGGAAAAAAUUAUACAUAUAAUAAAAAAUCAAAUGAAAAUUGAUAUACAAGACUUCGAACUUGAAUCAGUAAGAAGGCUUGGUAAAAGAGGAAUUAACAUCAGACCUGUUGCUGUAGCCAUAACUACGCUAGGCAAAAAAAUUAAAAUAUUGCAAAACAAAAAACAGCUUAAAGGAUCGAACAUCUACGUCACAGAAGAAUAUACAGAAAGAGUAUUAAAAAUUAGAAAAACUCUAAAAGCACAACUACAACAAGAAAUUGAAAAAGGGAACGUGGCUUACAUAAAAUAUGACAAACUCAUAAUAAAGGAAAGAAAAGAUGUACACCCAAAUAAAAGACCACUCUCUUUAUCACCACCGUCGCCACACCAAACAACCAAUCUACAUAUCGCUCCUCUAAACCCAGAAAAAGAUUCCAGAAACAGUGAAAAUAUAAGAAUUAAUAAGAAACAUAGAUCGAGCCUUAACCAAAUGACAUCAUAUUAUUAUAAAAUUAACAAUAAAGAAUCUCGGAAUGAACACUCAACAGAUAUAUGA
Messenger RNA from Parnassius apollo (apollo), 816 nucleotides. NCBI's taxonomy places the organism in Eukaryota, Metazoa, Arthropoda, Insecta, Lepidoptera, Papilionidae. The record is from the annotation of a GenBank genome assembly.